This is a messenger RNA of Microthlaspi erraticum, 486 nucleotides long. The record is from the annotation of a GenBank genome assembly. Lineage: Eukaryota; Viridiplantae; Streptophyta; Magnoliopsida; Brassicales; Brassicaceae.
AUGUCGUUGUCACACAAGGAGAUGUUGACACGAUUAGGUCUUAUGGAGAAGCAGAUGACCGGAAUUACUGAAACUCUCUCUCGACUCGAAGCUCUUGCCUUCUCGGGUCAAAAUUGUGGCAAAGGCACUACUUCAUCAUCGUUUGAUUCACCUAAGGUAUCUAUUCCUCUUCUUAACCAUGGAAAUUCAUCACUAGGUUCUCGGAAGGAAGUGAUUAAGCGGAAGGAUCCUGAAGGGUUAACCAAACAUAAAGAAGCUAUGAAGAUGCAAUCUUCUGUUUUUGUAAGCCAAGACAACCUUGUGGGAAAUUCUGUGGAGCAGAUUACUUGGGGAAACAAAAUAACAGAGGCUGGUUCAUCUAACUCUCCGGUAGAGUUGCGCCCACGGCAAAGAUACACUGAUGCAGAACAUGAUGAUAGGAGAAACAAGAUCUGUUUCAAGUAUAAAGGACAAUUCUUUAAAGGUCACCCUUGUUCAAAAAGAUAG